This is a messenger RNA of Aspergillus ruber CBS 135680, 1149 nucleotides long. It is a transcript of the gene preB, whose product is annotated as alpha-factor pheromone receptor STE2. Gene Ontology annotation, molecular function: mating-type factor pheromone receptor activity; pheromone binding. Gene Ontology annotation, cellular component: G protein-coupled receptor homodimeric complex; membrane. The transcript is spliced from 3 exons. The coding region runs from base 1 to 1149 and encodes 382 amino acids. NCBI's taxonomy places the organism in Eukaryota, Fungi, Ascomycota, Eurotiomycetes, Eurotiales, Aspergillaceae. The record is from RefSeq and is a predicted model, not a curated record. Gene Ontology annotation, biological process: G protein-coupled receptor signaling pathway.
AUGGCGUCGGAAACAGCUCAAAGCUUCGACCCGUUCGAGCAGAACAUCACCAUGCAUGGGGCAGACGGCACACCGUUCCUAGUCCCCGUGAACUCCGUGGAUACAUGGCUCCAGUACUGCAUCCGCAUCUGCAUCAACUACGGUUGCCAAAUGGGCGCUUCGGCCAUCCUGCUCAUCGUCCUCAUUCUACUAACCAGGGCCGAGAAGCGUUCGUCUGUCGUUUUCUGGCUUAACUCCCUGGCUCUGGUCUCCAACGUCGCCCGCCUGCUCUGCCAGCUCAUCUAUUUCACCGGCCCCCUUGUUCGUCUGUACCCUAUUUUCGCAGAAGAUUACUCCCGGGUCCCCCAGUCAGCCUAUGCAAAUUCGAUUAUAGGCGCUGUCUUUGCGUUCCUUGCCGUCGUCUUCAUGGAAGUCUCCUUGGUCCUGCAGGUCCAGGUGGUCUGCGCGACUCUCCGGCGCUGGUAUCGACGGGUGCUCCUGGCGACGUCUGUCCUCGUGGCCAUGAUCCCUAUCGGAUUCCGCUUUGCUUUACUUGUGGUCAAUUCGAUGUCGAUCAUGGACCUCGAAGUCAUUUCGCCUACUUGGCUGGAAAACUCUACCAACGUCGUCGUUACUGUCAGCAUCUGCUUCUUCUGCACCGUCUUUGUCGUCAAGCUGGGACUCGCCAUCAAGCUACGCAAGCAGCUUGGUGUGCAAGAAUACGGGCCUAUGAAGGUUAUCUUUGUCAUGGGUUGUCAGACCAUGAUUAUUCCAGCCUUCUUCUCAAUCCUACAGUACUUCGUGCACGUCCCCGAGCUCUACUCCAACGUCCUAACCCUCGUCAUCAUCUCCCUCCCCCUGUCCACCAUCUGGGCCGGUUCCACCUUUGAGCAAAAGAGCCGCGUCACAAGCCGCACUUCGGACUCCCACCGCCACCUCAUGAAUGUAAACAGCUACAACCCCAUGAGGAAUAAUAAUUUGUCGACGUCGUUUUCCAGCGACGCUACGACGAGGAAUAAUAUCCCUGCGAAUGCUAUGUGUUAUGCGGCUCUUAGUCCGACGAGGCAGGUUGAUCCGGAGUUGUCAAAGUAUGGGAUUUCGGUGGAGCAUGAUUAUUCCGUGCAGAGCCAUCAGAAGGAUGGGGGUGAGUGCGGUGAUCCGGUGGUUUAA